GCCGCUGCUGCGCGGCAUGGCGGGCUGUGGGGCCCGGCUGCUGCUGCUGCUCCUGGCGGCCCUGCUGGUUGCGGCCGAGCGAGAGCUGCGCUUCAGGCCGCCGGCUGAGGCCCCCGUCCGGCUCUUCACUGAGCCCGAGCUCGCCAGAUACGACGGGCAACAGGAAGGGCAGCCCAUUUACCUGGCAGUGAAGGGAGUAGUAUUUGAUGUCACUUCUGGUAAAGAAUUUUAUGGAAAAGGAGCCCCAUAUAAUGCUUUGGUUGGAAAAGAUUCAACAAGAGGAGUUGCAAAGAUGUCUCUGGAUCCAGCAGAUCUUACACAUGACAUAACAGGGCUCACAGAAGAGGAACUGAAGUCCCUGGAUGAUAUCUUCAAUAAUGUUUAUAAGGCCAAAUAUCCAAUUGUUGGCUAUACUUCUCGACGAAUUCUGAAUGAGGAUGGCAGCCCCAAUCUAGAUUUUAAACCUGAAGAUCAGCCACAUUUCAACAUUAAAGAUGAGUUUUGAUUACAUUUUUGUACCUAUAGAAUGCCUGGGGAGAGGCAAGAUAGAAUAUUAGAUUAUAUUCUUAGAGUACCUAUUUUAAUAAUUAUAAUUAUUAAAUUAAUUAUUAUAUUGCAAUAUUAGAGCACAUGUUUUCUGGAGUUCAUGACAACUUUUUCUUUUUUUAGAAAAUAUGUAUAUAUGUAUACACAUUUUACAAAGUGUAAAUAAACAGAUCUGUAUUAGUGUCA
This is a messenger RNA of Calypte anna (Anna's hummingbird), 732 nucleotides long. It is a transcript of the gene NENF, whose product is annotated as neudesin neurotrophic factor. The record is from RefSeq and is a predicted model, not a curated record. NCBI's taxonomy places the organism in Eukaryota, Metazoa, Chordata, Aves, Apodiformes, Trochilidae. The coding region runs from base 17 to 505 and encodes 162 amino acids. The transcript has 4 exons. Gene Ontology annotation, cellular component: endomembrane system; membrane.